Octopus bimaculoides (California two-spot octopus) is the source of this 2357-nucleotide messenger RNA. RefSeq names its product high mobility group protein B3. Gene Ontology annotation, biological process: regulation of transcription by RNA polymerase II. Lineage: Eukaryota; Metazoa; Mollusca; Cephalopoda; Octopoda; Octopodidae. The record is from RefSeq and is a predicted model, not a curated record.
CGUAUCCCCCUCUCCCGUAUUGGCACACGUGAAUGGUUUAUAGUGUUGUAGGCAACUGUUUAAAGCAGUGCAGCAAUUGUAACCAUUUGCGAUAUUAUUAGUAAACUGACUGUUUCUUCUGUAGUGCCCUCACUUUAGCUCUUCGAUUCUAACAUGGGUCGUCUCCCUGCAGCUGCAACCAAAGGCCGUAAAAGAAAGAAGCCGAAGGAUGUUAAUAGGCCCAAACGAACUACAUCUGCUUACUUCUAUUAUAUGGCACAUUGCAGAGAGCAGGCUGCUAAAUCAGGCAAAACCAUUCCUAAAGUUUCAGAUUUUACCAAAGAAUGCUCAGAAAAAUGGAAGGCUCUAACUGUUGUACAGAAAAAGCCCUUUGAGGAGAAAGCUGCCAAGGAUAAAGCCAGAUACGUUAAAGAGAUGUCAGAUUAUAAACAGAAAAAUUCAGGUGAUCCAAAUAAACCAAAAAGACCACAAUCUUCAUAUUUCCUGUUCUUAAAUGACUUCAGAUUGAAAAUGAAUGGGAAGGGUAUUGAUCACAAAGAGAUACUCAGAUUAGCUGGAGAGGAGUGGAGAAAGAUGACAGAUGAAGUUAAGAAACCAUAUGAAAAAAGAAAUCGAGAAGAAAAAAAGAAGUAUGAUGUAGCAAUUGCUGAAUACAAAAAGAAAAGUGGUGAACAAAUUAAAGGUGCUUCUUCAGUCAAGAAAGCAAAGGUUGAGGAGGAAGAGGAGGAGGAUGAAGAUGAUGAAGAGGCUGAUGAUGAUGAAGAGGAAGCCGAGGAAGAGGGUGAAGGUGAUGAAGAAGAGGAGGAAGAAGAAGAGGAGGAAGAGGAUGAUGAAUAGGUGGAGAAAUUAAAAUUAUAUUGGACAUUCAUCCAGUAAUUCUUACAAAUGACUUGAAACAUUAUUUGUAGAAUGUAUAGAAGAGAGGUGAUUUCGCUCAGAUUUAUUUUUCUCUCCAUCACUGCCAUUGUCUUAUACCCAAGUUGAUGUGUCUCGUCAUAAAAAAAAAAAAAAGAUCUAAAUGUUAACUUUAAACCACAACUUCUUUUUCUUUAUGCUAUGAUUUGUGGUUUAUAUAUAUCAUUUGACAUCAGACAUUUCAUUUUUGUUCUGUAUAUGUUUUCAUUAUUCACAUUCCUUUUGAAAUUAGAUUACAGAUUAUUUUAUAUUCAGAUGAUAGAAGUGUGCCUUACUCUCAGUGUGCACUUAAGAGAAUUCAAUGCAAUUUAACUUAGUGUAAAAUAAUUAAAAUUUAUUUGUUGUUUUGUAGAGGGUGGGGGUGUAAAUUCUUUAUAAACUGAAUUCUUAUUGGACAAUCCUGCUGCUUCAUCAGUGGCAUUGAUUUGUCUCCAUUGUGGUUGGCAGGGUUAUGACUUCAAAUGAUUAUUUUCUUCAUGUCACUUGACAGCUUAUAACUGUUUUUCUCUCUUGCCAUUUAACUAUGUGUUUUAUCAGGUUUAUUGACAGAAUAUACAGUUUUGUAACUUUAAAACAGGCUAAAUUUUAGCUAUUAGUGCCUUGUUUAUAAAAUUAAUGAAGAUAUUUUGUUUUACAAUUUCUGGUUACUUCAGUAUAUCACUUUGACCACUUCAGUGUUCCUAUUUCAUAUUGUAAAAUUAAGAAUUUUUCUUAUAUUUUUAAAAUUGGUUUUCAUAUGACCUUUAAAAUGUUGUUUUCCUUUAAAAUAGUAUCCUGUUGAACUAUCACAAAAAAAAAAAAAUUGGUUAGGUAAACAGUUUAUCCCCUUUCCAUUCAAGAAUAUGAUCUCUUUACUAUUAUUAUACCCUGAAGGCUUGCUCAACUUGCAAGGAUUAGUUGUCUUAGGAACAAUUUAAGAUGUAAUUAUUCUAUUUAAACUGAAAUAAAAUAUUUAAAAAAAAAUUCCUUUUGCUAUAUGUUUGACUAGCGUACAUGAUGCCCAAUAGGGUGGCUUUUGAGCUAGAUCCUGUGGAGGGCUCUUCAUUAGGCCUCAGGUCCAACAUUGACAAUUCAUGCAUUGCGUACAUAUUAGAUUUUCUUAACUUCAACGAUGUUUUUCAACCAAUGGACAAUUUUCAUCAAAGCAAUGGUAUAAUUUGUCGACUUGGAACUUAUUGCAAAGCUGCAUGGUAAACAACAGUACCGCACGUCUGCCAUUUACAUCAUUCACAUUUCUGACGCCGCCACCUUCACCUCUGUCUUUUACAUCACUUUAUCUCACCAUCAUCCCUGACUGCCUUGGCUACCACUUCAGCCACAAUCAUGACUACAGCUCAUACUGUUACUAUCACUCCAUUGCCAUCGGUGUUCAGUUUCUCUUUCUUAUUACUCCAACUGCCACCAUCAGCACUACAACUUUUAAUAAAACAUCAUCAGCUCUC